Molecule: messenger RNA, 342 nt
Organism: Ctenocephalides felis (cat flea)
Lineage: Eukaryota; Metazoa; Arthropoda; Insecta; Siphonaptera; Pulicidae
Exons: 5
Coding region: 1-342 (113 amino acids)
Source: RefSeq, a predicted model, not a curated record
AUGGAACAAAAACGUGUAAUUGUGUUUUUAACCUGUGUACUAUUAGUUUUGGGUUCAGUGCAACCAAUCUGUGUCGUUGGCCAGGUGAGCAUGUGUGACGUCGUUAGAGCUUUGCCCAGAAAUCUGUCCGGCGUCAACAAGUUCUCUUUACAGAACAUACUGCCCGAGCUGAGAAUGUACAUUGUAUCGCCAAUACUUUGCACUGUCUUUCCAAGCCUAUUUGACAGGUGUCUUACUGUCUGUAAGGUUGUACAAACACUGAGAAAACUUGAUAUUGACAUGAAUAUCAGCGAUGCUAUCAUUCUUAGAUUGACUGGACAGCCUCCACCAACUUGCCCAUAA